Molecule: messenger RNA, 1387 nt
Organism: Telopea speciosissima
Lineage: Eukaryota; Viridiplantae; Streptophyta; Magnoliopsida; Proteales; Proteaceae
Exons: 8
Coding region: 80-1027 (315 amino acids)
Source: RefSeq, a predicted model, not a curated record
CUGCCACCGAAGCGCAAAACCAUUUGUACUGGUAAAGUUGGUUCAGGAUCAGUUCUUCUCUUACUUGGGAGGAACUUACAUGCCUUUCCUCUUCUGCCAUAUGAGUUAUCUGAAGUUCCAAUCUUCACCUCUCCAUAUAUCCCUAAAAUCAAACAACUAUUCUGGUCCCCUUCUUUCGUCCCUUCAAACUCUUUCGCUCCCUUUCUCUAACUUUCGAGACAAACCCAAUUCCCGCAUCAACCACAAUGCCAUUUCCAAAUCUCUUUCUUCCUUCUCCCUUCCCCCAAACUCUCACUUCAAACGUCAGCUUUGGAACCCUAGAGUCUCAGAAAAUGAAGCUUCCGUCUUGGGAGGCCACGAAGAGGACACCAAUGCUUCGCAGGGAUUUGAGGAUUUGGCAACCGAUGGACCCGUUUAUAGGAAGACACUGAGACUGGUGGAGUGUUCCAUGUUCGCAGCUGUCUCUGGUUUAGCUUAUUUUUUAAGUAAUUCCCUUGCAAUUGAGAACUAUGUCGCUUGUUUCUUCUCGUUGCCGAUAGUGAUCUCCUCAAUGAGAUGGGGUAUUGCAGCUGGUAGAAAAACUAUGGUGGCUACUGCUGUGUUAUUACUUACCUUGUCAGGUCCAGUGAAGGCAUUAACCUAUCUGCUUAUGCAUGGAUUAGUUGGUCUUACCCUGGGUUCUCUAUGGAGGCUAGGGGUGAACUGGGGCCUCUCAAUCCUCUUUUGCACACUUGUUCGAGCCAUGGGUGCCAUGGGGUAUGUCCUAAUAUCCUCAUUCUUGAUAAGAGAAAAUAUACUUGCUCUGAUAACAAUAAACAUCCAUGCUUCUCUUACCUACAUACUUACAGCCAUAGGUGUAAAUACAAUUCCAUCGAUGGAUGUCAUAUAUGCUAUAUUCGGGACCUUGCUUUUGCUGAACUGUGGGUUCUUUGUAUUCUUGCUUCACAUUCUGUAUGCUGUAUUCCUUAGCAGACUUGGGAUGAAAGCUUCUUUGUCGCUUCCAAAAUGGCUAGAGAAGGCAAUAUGAGUACUUCGCUCUUUUUGGAGGUGUUCGAGAAUUGGAAGAACAAUGAAGGCAAUAUGAAUGCUGUUGAUGCAGGUGUAAUUGUUGUUUACAUCUGUCUUCCAACGUUACCGAAUAAUUCUCAUUCUGUCUAUACUCUAUAGGCAGAGCUUGAGAUCAAACUCUCAUCAACACCGGUGACAAUUUCUCUACCUGUUCACUCUAUUCGGUGAUUAUUAUUAUAUUCAAGUCUUGAUUUCAUCAUAUCUUUUGUCAAUCUAUAUUAUUUUAUAAGAAACAUUGUCAUGUUUACUGUGUAAUCAUAACUGUAAUUGAUCAGUCAUCUCUAUAAAGAGAAAAAGUAUUUUUGUUGCCCCCUAAGAA